Molecule: messenger RNA, 870 nt
Organism: Bipolaris sorokiniana ND90Pr
Lineage: Eukaryota; Fungi; Ascomycota; Dothideomycetes; Pleosporales; Pleosporaceae
Exons: 1
Cellular component (GO): mitochondrion
Molecular function (GO): GTP binding
Source: RefSeq, a predicted model, not a curated record
AUAAAGCUCCAUUUCAGCAAGCUGGAAGACUUCCAUUGGUACUGGGAGUCGUUCCCACCAACCAUCGCGCAAAAGACGCAGGCAAACCACUUCUUCACAAACAACAGCAAGAACGCAAAGUUACUUCGAAGCGUAGCACAAUUCCGCCUGUUCCCAGAAUCAGACGUACCUGAGGUAGCCUUUGUUGGUCGCUCCAAUGUCGGCAAAAGCUCAUUGCUCAAUGCCGUUGUGAACGCAGAUAUUAAAGCACUGUUAGCACGCACAUCGUCAACACCAGGCUUCACCAAAACAAUGAAUCUCUACGGUCUGGGCGCCGGAAACGGCGUGACCAUCAAAAAACAACCCAACGGACGCGACAAGAUCAUAGGCAUUGGUGGACUGACUAUCGUCGACAUGCCUGGAUACGGCGAGGGUUCGCUUUCCUCCUGGGGCGUGGAAAUCAUGAAGUAUAUAAGCAACCGCAAACAACUUCGUCGUGUAUUCGUCUUACUAGACGCUGAACACGGUAUCAAAGACAAAGACCGUUCGUUGUUAGCUUCUUUACGUCUGGCUGGCGUGAGCCAUCAAGUCAUUCUUUCCAAACUAGACAAGCUUUACAUCCCCAACGCCAAAGAUAUCAAGCGCUUUGAUGGCAAAUCUGCCCGUCGCUUGGCACCAAAGGGCACGCCUGAAGAUCUUAGGAAGGCUAUGGAAAAGCUGAAGAACGAGAUUCAGCCCCCGGUUGGAGGAGGUGCAUUGGGCGAGAUUCUGGGUGUGAGUGCGGAGACAUUGGUUGAUGGUAAGAGACUGGGUAUUGAUCAUGUGAGAUUUGCAAUUUUGAAAGCGGCGGGUUUGGAUGAGAAGUUUAAGAAGGAUGUUAGUACGCCUUGG